Molecule: messenger RNA, 1298 nt
Organism: Cajanus cajan (pigeon pea)
Lineage: Eukaryota; Viridiplantae; Streptophyta; Magnoliopsida; Fabales; Fabaceae
Product: peroxidase 72
Biological process (GO): hydrogen peroxide catabolic process; response to oxidative stress
Molecular function (GO): heme binding; peroxidase activity
Source: RefSeq, a predicted model, not a curated record
CCACAGUACUCAUGCAACCAAGUUUUAGAACUUCUCUUCAACCAUUCUUCUAUAUGUCUCGUAAUUUGAAGUGAUCAUUGAAAUAAACAACAAUGGCCAAUUCCAUGAGUUUUCUCCUACUUCUUUCUUUACUAGCCUUUGCUCCUUUGUGCCUUUGUCAUAAUAACGUAGAGGGUUACCUCUACCCUCAGUUUUAUGACUAUUCAUGCCCUCAAGCUCAGAAUAUUGUCAAGUCCAUCCUUGCCAAGUAUGUUGUAGAGCAACCCCGAUUGGCAGCUUCAAUUCUCAGGCUUCAUUUCCAUGAUUGUUUUGUCAAGGGUUGUGAUGCUUCAUUGUUGUUAGAUAGCAAUGGAGGCAUCAUCAGUGAGAAGGGGUCAAAUCCCAACCGUAAUUCAGCUAGAGGAUUUGAAGUCAUUGAUGAAAUUAAAGCUGCACUUGAGAGAGAAUGCCCUUCUACAGUGUCUUGUGCUGAUAUCUUGACUCUUGCUGCAAGAGAUUCUGUUGUUCUUACUGGUGGACCAAGCUGGGAAGUACCUUUAGGCAGAAGGGACUCUCGAGAUGCAAGCAUAAGUGGCUCCAACAACAACAUUCCAGCUCCAAACAACACAUUCCAAACCAUCCUAACCAAAUUCAAGCUUCAGGGCCUUGACCUUGUUGAUCUUGUUGCUCUAUCAGGUGGCCAUACCAUAGGAAAUGCCAGGUGCACCACCUUCAGGCAAAGACUCUAUAACCAAAGUGGCAAUGGGGAGCCAGAUUCCACUCUUAACCAAUACUAUGCUGCAUAUUUGAGAACUAGAUGUCCAACAUCAGGGGGUGACCAGAAUCUGUUCUUCCUAGACUAUGCCACCCCAUAUAAAUUCGACAACAGCUACUUCAAGAACCUCUUAGCUUACAAGGGUCUCUUAAAUUCUGACCAAGUCCUCUUCACAAUGAACCAAGAAUCAGCAGAGUUAGUGAAGUUGUAUGCUGAAAGAAACGACAUCUUCUUUGAACAAUUUGCCAAGUCCAUGGUCAAGAUGGGAAACAUAUCUCCUUUGAGGGGUCCAAGGGGAGAGAUCAGAGAGAAUUGUCGCAAGAUUAAUGCUUGAAGAAGCAAUAUCAUUGCCUACAUUAAGUUACUUGACAACAUUAUUUUUUUUGUUUCUUUUGUUUGUGCUGAAAGUAAUAAAAGCAGAGUUCGCCAUUGGCGGUGUGUGCUCUGGAGGCGUUUUAUUUAGGCUUUAGAUAACAUAAUUGUGUGUGUUUCAAGAAAUUUGUGUAUUUCAAUAUAUUUCUAAACAAGUGAUUAUUUGUCAGUA